Messenger RNA from Vitis riparia (riverbank grape), 1833 nucleotides. RefSeq names its product probable protein phosphatase 2C 8. The transcript has 3 exons. Bases 404 to 1510 code for a protein of 368 amino acids. Gene Ontology annotation, cellular component: cytosol; nucleus. NCBI's taxonomy places the organism in Eukaryota, Viridiplantae, Streptophyta, Magnoliopsida, Vitales, Vitaceae. The record is from RefSeq and is a predicted model, not a curated record. Gene Ontology annotation, molecular function: cation binding; protein serine/threonine phosphatase activity. Gene Ontology annotation, biological process: protein dephosphorylation.
GGGACAUGGGAGGAAAGUCUAAUGAUUAGCAAAUAGAAAUAUAUUAGUCUAAUGGGUAGAAAAUGUAAAAGCAUUGGUUUAGUAUUAUUUUGACCUCCGUGGAAACGUGACCGACUAGCGUGUUUUGCUUCUAUCUAUACUAAUAAAUCUCCUUCAAAACCAGUGGAACGCAUACCUCACAUGUGGACCUCAACCAAUGAGAUUGGUCCACGUGUCCCACGGGGCCAAGAGCAGUCAAGAGCAGUCACACAGAGACCAGGGUUUCCAGAAUCACAUGGUGGCCAUCCAAUGCUCAUAUCGCUCUCUAUUUAUACCAUCUCGGUGGAAGAUGGUUUCCAUGCUAAGGUUGUUGUUUGAGUAGUUGCCGAGAAAGUGAAGGAAAUUGGUAUGUUUGAUAGAGACGAUGCAGAAGAGUCACACAAAUAUGAAUAAAGUGACCUACUGCGAGUCCUCAAACGGUGCUGGUGCUGAAGGGCCGUCUAAAAUAGAUGGCGGUGCCGUGAAGCUCAAUUCAGAGCUUUCGCCCUCGGAUUCUUUUUCAAUGGAGUUCUCGAAACAGGCGGACGGAUUAGUGUUCCACCGAAGUAACAGCAAGGGGGGAGAUGAGGCGGACAAGCGGAGCUCGACAUGCAUACCUCAUGGGUCGGUGUCGGUGAUCGGGCGUAGGAGAGCGAUGGAAGACACCCUGACUGUGGCACCGGGAGAGCUCGAGUUGUACGAUUUCUACGCCGUGUACGACGGCCACGGAGGGGAUCAGGUGGCGCACGCGUGCCGUAACCGGCUGCACAAGUUAGUUGCCAAGGAGGUCGAGCACAGGAGAGAUGGCGAGGGAGGAAUCCAUUGGGAGAACGUGAUGGCAGCGAGCUUUUCGAAGAUGGAUGAAGAAAUUAACGUCGAAGCCAGCGAGAUGGCUGACAGGUCGGCAUCUUCCUUGCUGAGGUCGAUGGGGUCGACGGCUGUGGUGGUGGUGGUCGACGCAGAGAAGCUUGUGAUAGCCAAUUGUGGCGAUUCGAGAGCUGUCCUAUGCUGCAACGGCGUUGCCGUGCCAUUAUCUCGUGAUCAUAAGCCUGAUAGACCUGAUGAAAGGGAAAGGGUGGAAGCUGCCGGAGGAAACGUCAUAAAUUGGGAUGGUUUUCGCGUCCUAGGAGUGCUUUCUAUCUCACGAUCAAUAGGAGAUUACUUUCUCAGGCCAUAUGUGAUCUCCGAACCAGAAGUGACAGUUUGGGAACGAAAAGAGUCGGACGAGUUCCUUGUAAUAGCAACUGAUGGGCUAUGGGAUGUGGUUACAAACGAGCUUGCCUGCAAGUUGGUGAAGAGGUACCUUAGUGGCAAAAUUCGGAGGAGAUUCUCAGAGGGAACAAAUGCGAGUUGUGCUAUGGAGGCAGCUUCCAUACUAACUGAACUGGCUAUGGCUCGAGGAAGCAAAGACAAUAUCAGCGUGAUAGUAGUCCAGCUGAAGAAACAUCACUGCCAUGGCAGUCUCAAGAAACCCAAUAGGUCAAGCCCUUAGAUCAUUUUCUUAUUUCAUCAUCAAGAAAACCAGUGCUCCAAGCUCCCAGCCCUUAGAUCUUUUUCUUAUUCCAUGCCUCAUGGGCGGCAAUACACAACCCUUUGACCUCUAGGUCAAAACCAUGUUGUCUUCCUAUCCUACUAGUAAUCUAAGGGGAUAAGUUUUGCACUACUCAUGGAAGAGUUGUCCCUUUGAUGUCUAACAUAAUGCAUGAAAGGACGUUUAGUUGGAAAUUCAUUGGCAAAGACUUCUCCAAACUAAUCUUUGCCCAAGUAAGGUUCCAUUAAAUGUUGAUGGUAAAUGAAAAGAUUAAGAUUAGAGAG